CGUAGCGAGCGGAUGCGUUUGGGGACGAACUCCGCGUGUUUAUCCUGCGAUAGCGAUUUAUUUGGAAGGGGGUUCGCCCAGUCGAUUGGACGCACGCACGCAUUCGGCAUCUUUCGCCGCAAGGUCGGGCUUUUGUGCACGGGUAUUCGGGACGAUGCAAUUUUCGGCUGUCUCCGGGGCCGAAGGUGUGUUUAUCGAGUGAUGAUUGAUUGAUUCGGUUGCGGUGUCAACGUUUCGAAUUUGUGAGUGGUGGACUUCACGAGAGUUUACGGUGGAAAUUUGAAUCGAAGUUCAAGGAUCAGUGUGUAGAUUCGGAAGCGUCUAUUCCGGGUGGGUGGAAUCCUUUUGGGUGGGAGUGCAAAGGAUGUGAGUUUUAGAGAGUGAGUUUUCCUGUUGCCAGAAUUUUUGGGAAAUCAACAGAGAAUCGUCGCCGGUUUGGAACCGUGGAGAGUGCUCUCUUUCUCUUUCCUAGGAUCGGAUUCGUUUUUUUCUUCUGGAAAGCCUACCUUCAGGGGAGUACAAAGCUAAUUAUUGCACAUCGUUCGAGGGCAGCGGAAAAGUGAAGAAGCGCGCGCAAAAAGCCGCAUUUUCCGGUGGAAAAGUGCUGUGGGAGUUACAAUUCCCUUUGCUUGGUGGUGUCUUGUGUUAUAUUGUGCUGUUAAUCGAGCUACAAACGGGUGACUGGGAGAAGAAAAGAGGCGCUGGAGUGAAUUUGAAAAGUUUCAUUACGGAUGCCGCCUUCCUGAAUAACUUGAGGUGUUAACUAGGAAACGUGUGGGUGUUGCAGCUUUUGGGUGAAAUCAACCCUUUGAGGAGAAUUCUAGGAAGCUUCAGUCGGUUGAUCAGAACUUGCGGUAAAAAAUUCGGAUUAAAUCCUGUUUGGUGAAAAAGGUCAGAACGAGGGUUUCGUAAUAUUAACUACUAAGUGAAUGUAACAGGAUUAUCCGGGAUAACAUUUUCUCAGAAAGUUAGCCGGAAAAACGUAGAAAAAAAAGCAAAAUUAAUAACAGAGGCUUAUGUUGGGAUGUAGGUAAGCCCGGCUUUUCGGCCUCCAUGAAUCCCAUACAGUCCGUAUUGCUGUUUUCGGCGAAUUGUUGUGACCUUCAGUUUAUCGAUUUCCAGUUUGGCCGCAGUAUUUUUCCUGAAUGUGCAUCGUAGGCAAAACGAGGAAGCAAUUCAAGAAAAUAAAACAAUGUCAACAACUUCUCCCCUCGUCAUUUUUUCGAGUGAAAUUUAAUCCUCUCGAAAGCCGUUAAUGGGAAUUUUAAAAAUAAAAUCAACAGUACAAGCGCUCAUCAUCCAGUCCAUUAUCAACCCCAGACUACAAAGUAAUUAAAGUGCAUAAAUUUCCGCAAAUUGAGCUGAAACAACAAAUAAAAAUCUUCAUUUUUUCAACUGUAAGAGUGUGGGAACAAAUCCUCUUCUCUCUUUAAAAUCAAUACCAAUUUAUUGAAAAUAAAAUUGUUGUUCCAAGCCCAAAGAGGAGGCAAAAAAAGUUAUCAGUGAAAUUUCGUGUUUGCAUAUUCGUCCAUUUGGUGUGAUCGACAGUGAAUGUGCUUUUUUACGUCGAUGUGUGCAAAAUAAACAGCCCAUCCAUCGUGAAUUUCAAAUAAAAGAGGGAAAAGUAAUACCAAUAUUGUGCAUCUGCCGGGGAUCCAUAUAUGUUUUUCCUCAAAUAAAAAAAAAGUUACAACCCUGUGCAAAAAGAUAACCUACGGUGAAAAGUUGGGAAGUUGUACCUUUGUAAAAUAAAAAAAUAGAAGAAAAAAUAGAAUACAGGUGCAUUUGGUGCUGCAUUGAAUCGGGAAGCAACAAAAAAAAAAGGAAUAAUUUUCACUCGACUGCACCAGCAGCAGCCCAGCUCAACCAUAUGGAUUAUUUUGCCAUUUCGACUGUGCCGGACAGCGCCCGUCGAGGUAUUCGUGAAAAAAUAAAGAAAAACCUGGCGAAUUGGAUGCAGUUCGGAUUGUGAAUUUCAAUUUCUGCGGCAACAUCGGUGGAAUAUUUUAGCCUCGAAUCUGUUUGUUUACAGCAGCAGCAGCAUCAACGGCGAAAGAAAGACAGACAGCCAUCCACCUACACAUCCGCCUUUGUAUACAAACUUGGUGGUCUGAACACGUACGUUUUUACUUUGUUGUUGUUGGUUCUACUGAAUGGUGAAAGGCUAGCAAACGACCAAACGACCCGGAAGUGAAGGAACACCCAAGUGUGUGUGUAUUUGUGUGUGCGUGUAUUUAUGCCCCUGUGAGUGUGUGUUUCGGCACGACGCCGUGUGAAUAACAGAACUGAACGAACAGAUCUUCCGGUUCCGUCCGGGUAUCUAAAAGUCUGCUGAAUGGAAACGAACUUUUCCGGAGAAAGUCCACAGCAGCUUUAAUGAAGAAUCAAAAUUACAAAGCAGCGGCAGGAUAAAUGAUCCUCUAAGUCAAAAGCUGUCUUGAUCUUCUGCGUGCGCGACAAUUUAGCAGCUGCUGCAGCAAUAUCAUUGCACCUCUACUACUGCUGGUGCUGGUGGUUUGACUAAUCCGGAUGUGGACACAAACUCCAGUUGGCAAUAAAUAAGUGUCCUGGUGGUGCCGCACGGAUUUGGGAAUUGGUGGCUCCAGAGAUAACCGCAGGUGCUGCAAGUGAAGAUGUGAAUACACAGUUCACUAUUCAAAACGUCUCACAAAUUGGAUUCAAUUUGAAACGGUAUUAAACACUGUAAAGUAAAACAGUCGUCGAUCGCCAGCAAAAUGCCGCCAACAUAUCAACGAAGGUUCAGAAGAAAUGAUUUCAAACCAAAAACGUAGCCUCGGUUACGGCUAUCAAAGCUCUGCUCUGUUGUGAAAAUUGUAUGUAAUCACGAUAAAAAUCAUCACAGCAUCUAGAAUAGUUUUGUUUUGCUCGAAACUCCAUCGACUGAUCACUGCUGUCUCAUAACUUUACUCUAGUUAGGAAACCGAACGGCUACUCAAAAAGCUCAAAAAAAGAUCAUCUAGAACCGUAACGCAAGACUAGCUUAUCCCGUUCGUGACUCACAAGAAAACAAGGAAACGAUACUCAAGAUGUCGAUCACCGGUUCUCUGGUCGGCUACGAGGGAGGACAUUCGGAGGGACCAACGUCCAAGAAGAAUCGCUCGCUGCUCAAUCUUACCGCCACCUCAAACGCCUCGUCAAAGCAAUGCCAAAGUCUGAACUCGAGCAUAUCCAACAGUGUGAUACAACCGAACGUCCACAAUAAUAGCGUGGCAUCUUCCGGAAACCAGCAGCAUCGGCACUUCCGGGAUGGUGGCCACGCCAAGAAACCUCGCCGGUUGCAUCUGAACACCCUUUGGUCCGUGUGGUACGGGGUACUGAUCACUCUGCUGCAAGCCUAUCUGAUACUGCAGGGUGCCCAUCGAUAUUUGGGACUUUCGGCGCUAAGUUGGAAGUACGAGAAACCCACCACCGAACUGGACAUCCAGAUCGUGUUUUGUGGAUUGGUGGUGCUGUUUUUACCGCUGCUGCUGGCAGCAGCCAUGUUCCGGGUCGGCAAUCUGGCCAACGACGGCAUCAAGCUGGCUUCCGGAACGAGACUUUGCUCAUCGGCUCCCACCGAUGGCCUGGAGGAGGAGGCCUUCGAGGGAACCUUACGCGCUCUUUGGAUUCAUGGCGGACCAACUUCGGCUUUCAUACAUAUCAUAACUGCAAUCUGUUUGCUGCUGCCCCGAUUGCUGCUGGAAGCAAAGGUCAUCGAAAAUGGACUUCUCCCAAAAGACGACAUCUGGCGAACGGAUUUGGACUUCAUGGUCACCCACAACGACCGUCUGGUGGUGCUGUCCUUUAUGACAUCAACAUAUCCGAACACAACCUCUAAGCCGUCGAGCUCCAGCGAUGGACGCAAUCGAAGACCAUAUCAGAACGGCUACUUCGAACAAAGCGACCUGGUCGAGAAGUUCUCGGCCUAUGAAGGAGACGACCGUGAUGACGAAGACGAUGACAGUGACGAUUUGGACGAUGACGAUGAUCCGUUCCGAACUCACGAAGCCUUGGAAAUGGAACGUCACGAUUCGGCUUCGUCUAUUUCGAUUUCAACUAUGGAAAAUUUUAACGUGUUAGAUAACCCAACCACGACGCAUACCUUUCCCCCGAUACGCAAUCUGCUGACUACUACGACUGAGGCUAGCACAACGGCGACAACUUUCACGACUACGACGCCGCUAGCUGUAACGACCCGUCCAACAACGCUCAAGAAAAGCAAAAGCAGUAGCCGCAAACAAUCGAGCAAAUCGAAUGGAUCGAGAAAGGAGAAACCGUAUCAAACGAAUCAACAGCGCUUCGACGAUGUAGACACUCGCCUGGAGCUGGAACCCCAGAAGGAGCUGGACUUUGAUGAAAUUGCUGAACACGAAUACACGACACUGUUUGAGGUGAACCACAGCAAGCAAAAGCAACCGGGAGGCCGAAAACUAGUUCCGUCCGGUACAGCAGCGACCAACAAUGGAGGUGCUUCGACGUCCACCACUGUUGCCACGAAACCGUCCCCGAAGGUUCAGAGCACCAAGAAAACUGCUACCACUUCCAAAGAUAGCGAUACACAUAUCAUCAAACCGAUGAGGCUACCGGAGAACGUUAUUCCUUCGACUCCGGUGACGACAAAUUCUAAAAUAAUCGAAAUUAAACCGAGUACAACCGGAGCAACGGCUAAGGCGACACCGAAAAAGAUCAAACGAUACACCUCCGAAAACUAUAGCAGUGAAAGUUUGGAGAGUCUGGAGAGUAUACCGAGUGUAGAUGAAGAUGAGUUCAUCAUAAAAGAUGAAAACGGAAUGGAAAUUAAACCGGCGUUUCUGAUUGGAACAGUUCCCGGUAACAUCAGUACCGGGACUGUUCAGCUGGAAGGUUUUGCGGGAUUGUUACAGAUGUUCCUGGGAGUCGAUCAACAAUUCAACGCCAAACGCUGGACCCAGACCCCUAGUCUGGAGUUUAUUAAUUUGGCAAUCGCCCUGAUGGCGUGGGCCGUUCGCUACCCAUCUGUGUUUUGGCACACUUCAAAAAUGUUCGCUUGGGUUUUUAGUUUGCAGAUGAUCGCCAAUGGGGUGGACAUUUUGUUGAGCUUUGCCGGUGCGAGUGUUCUGUACAAGCUGCAAACGUUAGGGCAGGCUUUGCCACUGCAAGCUCCGGCUCUCAUAUUGAAUGGAACGGUAACGAUUGCGUUGACUAUUUUGGCACUGAUCUUAACCAUCGCCUCGUCGAUGGUUCUGUAUUUGUACGGUCACGGGAAGUUAGCGGUGAAGAUCCGGGACCGUAGAUUGAUCACCGCAAAGCAGAGUACCGAUGUGUGGGCUUACUUCGCCCACUGUUCGUCGUUGUGUUUCGUGUUGGCACUGGCCGUCGUUAAGGCUCCGCUGCUGCACGAUCUGAGCGCAGCGUAUCGCGGAAGUUUGGACGGGGCUGUAUUGGCUGCAGCUCUUGGAUCCGUUCUUCACCUGUUUCUAUGGAUAGUCCUGUGGCUUGCUUUAACAGCAAAACGUCGUUGGCACUUCAAGCUUCCACCGCUGGAGGCUAUGGGAGGUCGAACGGGGUCCGCUCAACCUCUGCUCCGAGGUGGAUCCGGUAAUGGUGGAUCGUUGAUGCGAUCGUCCAACGGUAAAAACAACGGGGACAGCAACGGUGCCACCAGUAGCGAGGAAGAAACUGUCUACUGGCCCAAGAUUGCACCCAAUUCGCCAAAGUUGAAAGUAACCUUUAACGAAGUAACCAGUACGUCAUCCGACCAAGCCCACGGGCACGAUCACGAUGGCAAGCGCCAUCCGCCCCUUGGAGCCACGAUACGUUUGUCCAGUGUUACGGGGGAAACUGACGACGGAGACUAUGCUACGCUAAGAGGUGGCCCAACCGGUGAUUUGCUACAUAUCGGCGAGUUCGACGAUCAUCCACCACCGCCGGAAGAAAUGCUACUCAAUCCGGGUGGUCACAACGAGCACGCCGACGAUACCUCCGAAGAAGGAAAACUUCUCGCCUGCGUACGCGAUGACAGUGUCACCUACGCCUCAACUAGAGACCUGGAACCACCCAUCGCUCGUACCGUAUCUCGAGAAACAUUCAUGCGAUCACCGGAACAACAACUUGGUAGCCCAUUGGCUCCCGUCACCGUCACCGUACACAACAAUGAACAUGUGGCCCCAGGAAUGACGCCACGUUGCCUGCGUCGAGCUGAUUCAGGAAUGCCCAACGAAGCUUUAACACCCCGAUCUGACACAACUUCAACGGAGAGUUCGACUUCACCGCCGGACUGCCGAGACGCCCCUUCGGAAACAUCCAGUGGAGUUCACUCCGGGGAGGAACGCGACGAAGUGGUUAUCCGACCGAGAUCUGGACCCUACAAAUCGAUCAUCAAACCUCCGCCGCCGGCCAUCCAAGAGGAGCCCUUCGGUCGUUCAACCAACAUGAAAAUGUCCAGCUUCAACAAAGACGGCUCGAGUGCUACCCUGCCACUUACCCGAGGUUCCGUCGAUCUUCACCGAUCCGACUAUCCCCAGUGCAGUACCAUGCCUCUACCGGCAGGCUACCAUCAUCAGCCACAUCACUACCACUCGCAAUCUUCCUUCACGACUUCAAACUCUGCUUCCCGGACGCAACUUCAACAGCACACAACGCUUCCGAACGGAGUCCGAUACUCCAACAGCAACAAUCAGUUCCUCAAACGCAUGCCAUACAUCAAAACGGCCGAGUCACCGUAUGGACAUCUGGGUCUCGGCAGUGGUCAUCACACUUUCUCCAAACUGCUUCACGACCCACUAGCGAUGCCCAACAGCUCUCCGCCAACUCAUUCGCAGUCCAGCCAUUGCACCUUCACUCCGAUUCCGGAGGACCGCGACUCGGCCAACUACUCCAUGAUCUCGGAUCAGGAUCGGGAAAUGUACAUAAACGCCGGGCAGAUCAACUCGAUACAGUAGCGAUCACAAAUAAACGUGUAACUAUAAGCACCGAAUCGUUAUGAACAGUAGAAUAAUUGCUAUUAAUGGACGCUACUACGCCUUCGGUACGAUUAAGUUUCAAGAAUUAUAUGUUAAACUCCGAGUGGACCCACACGAAUCAGCAGAGGAAGCACGCCGCACAAUUAGUUUUAAAAGCUACCUUAACAGUAAUUUAGUUUAAUUUUUGGACAUUUGUAUAUUCAAAUUCUUCCCCCACAACUAAACGAGCUCAUUUUGUACAUAGUCGUAUGUAUUACUGUUUAUUGAACGUAUUGAAAGGUAUGCUGAAAGGCUGCAAGCUAUAGGAUAUUCAUCGCCUUUACGAAUGCAUUCAACACUAUUAUAUGUAUGUAUGUAUUCUCAAAUACUCUUUAAACCAUUCAAUGUUACAAAUGGAACGCUUGUGCUGUACACGAAACUAUUUUGAACCUGAGCUUGUAGUCGAUGCAUUAUUAUCCCUAGCCUCUACGUCAGAACCAUUGAAGCGCAGCGAAUCAUUUGGGAGGAAGUUGAGUCUUUGCGAAGAGGUGUUUGCGCGAUUGACCUGAAUUUUACAUGAGAAGUUCAAAAAACUGAAUUAUUCAAAGCUUAUGGCCCUUUUGAGACCAGCCCUGUAGUCAAAAUCCUUCAGCUGCACAGAAGUUAACAUGCAGAACAAAAUCUCUGUUUACUUUCAAACCUACAAUCAAAACGGAGCUCAAUUCAAAAACAGGUAUAACUAACAGAUUCGAUCGGUCGGUGUCUGUCUUAGUGAACUCUGGUCAACGCCAUCUUGAAUAAACUAUAAACUAAAGAAUUUUUUUUAUCUUUAAUUUUUGUUCCAUUGAAACGAAAAGGAAGCAAUGACAAUUUGCAAAACGUUCUUCUAACGUGAAAUAGAGGAAGUAUGAAUUUUCAAAAACACCUUUGGGCCCGAACAACACUCCAUCUACGUUCUAACGGACAAUGCGUCGGAGCCUUUAGAUAAACUAAAGACGCUUACUUAUCUUUACAUUUUUGUUCAAUUGCCUCGAAGAGGAACAAAGGCAACUCACAAAACUUCCUUCUAACGUGAAAUAGAGAAAGAAUAAAUUUGUAAAAUCCCUUUUGGUCUUAUAGAUUCGCCUUCUACGUUUCAGUGAGUAAUGAAUUUUUCACACCUCUUCGCUACUGCAGGGUGGCCACCCAAACGGGAAAAACGGGAAAAGCGGGAAAAAGACGGGAUUUGAAAUCCAACGGGAAAAAAGCGGGAAAAAGCCGGGAAUUUUUUCAAAAAGUCGGGAAUUUUAGGCUCAGUGAAAAUCUGUUCAAUGAAGUUCAUUCGAAAUAGGUCGAAACAAAUGGAAAUGGAUUGACAGUUGAUCACCAGUCGCUUUCCAAUUGACUCCGACACGAAUUCUAUCAGGUCAAAACGAAUUCUCCUGACGAACUGGAAGUGUUUCGAUUAGUUUGAACUUGCUUCAUUGAACAACAAAAAGAUGUUCCCGAACAGCCAGAUUGCUAAUCGAAUAGAAAUGGGAAGAACAAAAAUAAGCUAUUUGAUUCCACACGGUAUUGCUCUCUAUUUUUUGAAUGAAGUUUUCAAUUUACAACAGAAUUGUAGCGAGUUCGUAUUGGGAUUUGACGAAACGUUGAAUAAGAUUUUGCAGAAGCAACAAAUGGAUAUUAGUGUGCGCUUCUGGAACACAAACCUAGUUGAAGCAAGGUAUAUUGGUUCUACAUUCUUAUCGUUGACGCGCUCGAAUGACCUUUUGAAUGGCGUGAAACACAAAAAUAAAUCUCCUACCUCCUGGAAGCGUACGAAUUGGAUUCUCAACAAAAUCGGCAAUUAAGAAAGCAAAAGAGUCUGGUCAUGUUUCCGACAAGGAUAUCAUUGUAUUCAGAAAUAGCUGUAGUUCGUUUUACUGUGGAUUUUUGAAUAAAAUGGCAAUACGAUCUCCCUUGACUUAUCCCAUCCCGAUAUGAUUGCACACUAUACAGGUAUUGCCAAAAAAAACGUUUAGACCUGUGUCUAGAAGUACUUGUUGACAAGCAACACUUAAGUAGAGCUUGUGCUGGUAAAAUUAAGGACGAAUUCAGACAAUUGUGUGUAAUACCUUCAAUAAAAACAUCAUUUCGGGAUAUCGAAACACAACGAUUCGUCAAUUUUUGGAUGGAACUUAUGGGCGAAUCGAAAAAGGAGUUCUUCAAUUUAACGACCUUAUUGCAGAAAAUUCUAAUUUUGUCUCAUGGCAACGCGACGAUAGAAAGAGGCUUUUCAGGGGAUCAGGGGGAGUUUCAGCUAUAACGGUAACGAAAUCGUUAAUCCAGGAUGCAUGGUCUCAAUUCUCUCCGUAAAAGCCAAAAAAAGGAGGAAAAUCUGAAAAAACUAUAGCGAAACGGGAGCGAGAGGCAGAAAAGGAGAGUAAGGAACUGGAAGCGAAAAAAUUGAAGGUGCUUUUCGACGCUCAGAAAAAGGCAAGCUUGAUGGACGAAAAAAUUAAAAUACUUAAAAAUAUAUGACAAACAAAUAAAAUUGAAAAAUGAUAAUCAACAUUUUCGAAUCGAGUGACAUAGCUUUAGAAAAUUGAAAAAAACCCUGCUUAUCAAUCUAAUGAUUUACAGGUUUAUUGGUAAACAUAACUGAAACAAAACCAUCUAAAGAUCAUUUACCAUUAAAAGAAAGCUUAAUCGAUUUUCGUUUAUAUGGUUUCAAAAAUGAAUAUUCGGAAUUUUGUUUGGUUUUCUGUUGUAUAAAACCGGGAAUUUCGUGAGAACAUGCGGGAAAAAAACGGGAAUAAUGCGGGAAAUUAAAAAUUGAUUUUGAGUGGCCACCCUGCUACUGCUAGAUUCGCAUGCAGUGCACCAAAUUGAAGCAAGAACCAACGUUAAAAAGCAUAUCCUAGAACAAGCAAAACGAAGCAAAAACGUCAUCAUAUCUCACCAGCCCACUGAAUGAAGCAAACAAUAUCUCUAGAACGAAAAUUAAAAGUAACUGAAAGGAAACAAGCGAUUGCCAAAUCAAACAGAUAAAGAAACGAAAACUGUAUAUUUUGAUCUUUGGAAACAGAAAUAGAAUGUUUUAAUGUCAUCAUCAGGAACGUGCUAAGAUGCAUGAUUCAAAUCGGACCAGACGUCUACAGACCAGCCAGAAUCUAUUACAGGUGUUUAUAAACGUGUAGGAUACAUCUCAUGGGAAAGCAAAACUAAUAAAACAAGUCCAACCCAAUUCAUCAUCAUUUUCACGAAUGGAAUCGAUAUUUGUUACAGGAAUACGAACGAACAAAAUAAUUGAAACAAAAAAAAACAAUAGAGACGGAUUUUGAGUGAAGGAUUUAUCACGGAAAAUGAUCAUUUUACCAUUUGAAAAAAAGCAACAUACAAGUUAUUAUAUCUCGUAACCACAGGACAAUAUCAACAUGAGACGUGAAUCUUUUAUACACAAUUAGCUCCUAAAAGUUAGAAUACAGAUAAAAAAAAGAGAAAUAGCACAGUCAACAAUGCCGUUAAUUAGGAUAACGGAUACUAAUAACCUAUACAAAUAGAUGACGGCGACGCUAUUCUGAUGUGAGAAAAAAAAUCUGCAAAAAGAUUCUCGUCAAUAAAGUCAACAUUUUUUCUCAGUCUAGAGCUUUUUCUUUAAUUUAGUUUUUAAAAAUUCCUUUCAACGACGUUUUUGAAUACGUUUCUUUUGAUGUUCUACUGAUUUUUAUUUAUCGUCAAUUGAUGUAAAGAACUUCAAAAAAUAUAUAAGAUUUUUCCGUAGUUCCAACACAUUUCGAUUGGUGUUUUUGAAGAAAUUGCACGUUUUUCUAGUCUUGUUUUAUCUUAAGCACCAGAUCUAAGAGGUGACAAGAAUCACUAAUAGAUAACGUUGGUCAAAAUUCAUUGGAAAUUAAACGUGGGAGAAAAUUGGCUACACUCUAACAAGAAUCACAAUGUGCACAUUUGGUAGCUAAAAUUUACAAAUUUGUAAUGGAAAUUUACACAAUGCAAACAACAGUAAAAAAAACACUGGAAAAGAACAUCAAAACUCAAUGAAAAUAUGCUCCAUACUCUAUAUUGUGAGUUGCGGUUGAGGAGUCAAAUAAGAAAAAAAUAAGAGACGCAUCUAGAAGAACCUAGCUUGUUAUUCUGAAAUAAAAAAAAUCGCAACUAGCUUCAAUUUUGCAUACAGCUAUAAAACAAUAAACAUUUAAGACAAUUAAGCUAAAACUAAUGCAAAAUUUUGAACAUGUAAGAUAAAGAAAGUAUUAAAAAACAGUCCUAUCAAUCGGAUACAUAUACAACCGAAUAUUAUUUUAGAAAAAAUAUGAUAAGGCUAACCACUAACAUUAUUUAUCAUUUGUAUUUUAUCGAAAUUGGAAAUAAAAUUUUGUUGAGACAAAAUUUCAAAACAAUUGGUAUUUUUAUUCAAAAUUAUUUUUGAAAAUUUAUGUUUUAAUAUUUGAUUUCUCUCUGAUCCCUUAAACGUUAAAAAACGGUGUCAAGACUGAAUAGAGUAAUCUAAAAAAAACGAAACGGAUGGUAUUGUUAGUGCUAAUGAGCACUAAAAAUUUCAGCUGCGUUAGUUCGCAAAGUGUACACUUUCUGUUUGCUCUGUUAUAUCUAUUUUUAAGUGACCUCUAA
This is a messenger RNA of Uranotaenia lowii, 11528 nucleotides long. It is a transcript of the gene tinc, whose product is annotated as protein tincar. The record is from RefSeq and is a predicted model, not a curated record. Lineage: Eukaryota; Metazoa; Arthropoda; Insecta; Diptera; Culicidae. Bases 3048 to 6920 code for a protein of 1290 amino acids. The transcript is spliced from 13 exons.